Messenger RNA from Spodoptera littoralis (African cotton leafworm), 2211 nucleotides. Lineage: Eukaryota; Metazoa; Arthropoda; Insecta; Lepidoptera; Noctuidae. The record is from the annotation of a GenBank genome assembly.
AUGUCUAAACGUCGUAUUGAAGUGAUGGAUCCCUUUAUCAAAAAGAAAAGGGAAGAGAAAGCAGCCGCGGCUGCCAAGUCGGGCGGUAGUGGCGAGUCCUCAGAGUCUGCACUGGCAACACUAGGCACCAGCAUGCCUCCUACUGCUACCAGCACUCCGGGGGUAAACCCAUUCACUGGUUUACCCCACUCCCAGCGCUACCACGAGCUCCUCCGCCGACGUCUCGGCCUCCCAGUAUGGGAAUACAAAAACGAUUUCAUGAGACUCCUAAACACCCAUCAAUGUGUUGUCCUAGUCGGUGAGACUGGCUCGGGCAAAACCACACAGAUACCGCAAUGGUCGGUCGAAUUCGCUGCCGUUACAGCAGGCAAAUCCAAAGGCGUAGCCUGUACACAACCGAGAAGAGUGGCCGCCAUGUCAGUAGCUCAAAGAGUCGCUGAAGAAAUGGACGUAGCACUGGGCCAGCAAGUCGGUUACAGCAUCCGUUUUGAGGAUUGUUCCGGACCACAAACCAUACUAAAGUACAUGACGGACGGUAUGUUGCUAAGAGAAGCGAUGUCGGAUCCCAUGCUGGAACAGUACAGAGUUAUACUCCUUGACGAGGCUCACGAGAGGACUUUGGCUACAGAUAUCCUCAUGGGAGUCCUAAAAGAGGUUAUAAAACAGAGGGCCGACCUUAAACUAGUCAUCAUGUCUGCUACAUUAGACGCUGGCAAGUUCCAACAAUACUUCGACAAUGCGCCGUUAAUGAAUGUCCCUGGUAGAACUCAUCCCGUAGAAAUAUUCUACACACCACAGCCUGAAAGAGAUUACCUAGAAGCAGCUAUCCGCACUGUCAUACAAAUACACAUCUGUGAAGAGAUUGCCGGAGACAUUUUGCUGUUUUUGACUGGACAGGAGGAGAUUGAGGAUGCUUGUAAGAGAAUCAAGAGGGAAAUUGAUAAUUUAGGUCCUGAUGCUGGGGAGUUGAAGUGUAUACCCUUAUACUCUACGCUACCUCCUAACUUACAACAGAGGAUUUUCGAGCCAGCGCCGCCUAAUCGUGCAAACGGAGCUAUCGGACGGAAAGUAGUAGUGUCUACUAACAUUGCUGAGACGUCGCUGACUAUAGAUGGCGUGGUGUUCGUGAUAGACCCUGGUUUUGCUAAGCAAAAGGUCUAUAAUCCUCGUAUUCGUGUCGAGUCUCUCCUUGUGUCGCCAAUUAGUAAGGCGUCCGCCCAACAGAGGGCGGGCCGCGCCGGUAGGACCCGACCGGGUAAAUGCUUCAGACUGUAUACAGAGAAAGCGUACAAAAAUGAAAUGCAAGACAAUACUUAUCCGGAAAUUUUAAGAUCAAACUUAGGAUCUGUAGUUUUGCAGUUGAAAAAACUCGGGAUAGACGACUUGGUGCACUUCGAUUUUAUGGACCCCCCCGCGCCCGAGACGCUGAUGAGAGCACUCGAGCUACUAAACUACUUGGCUGCACUGGACGACGAUGGCAACCUCACAGACCUGGGCGCGGUGAUGGCGGAGUUCCCCCUGGACCCUCAGCUCGCCAAGAUGUUGAUCGCCAGCUGCAACCAUAACUGUUCCAAUGAGAUCUUAUCUAUCACUGCUAUGUUGUCAGUCCAACAAUGCUUCGUGCGUCCGAACGAGGCUCGCAAGGCGGCGGACGAGGCCAAGAUGAGGUUCGCACACAUCGAUGGAGACCAUCUCACGCUGCUCAACGUAUACCAUGCAUUUAAACAGAAUAUGGAAGACCCACACUGGUGCUAUGACAACUUCAUCAACUACCGCUCACUGAAGUCCGGAGACAAUGUCCGUCAACAACUCAGCAGGAUCAUGGAUAGGUUUAACUUGAAGAGGACGAGUACGGAGUUCACAAGCAAGGACUACUAUAUCAAUAUAAGGAAAGCUCUAGUUAAUGGAUUCUUCAUGCAGGUCGCCCACCUGGAGCGCACCGGCCACUACCUGACGGUGAAGGACAACCAGGUCGUGCAGCUGCACCCCAGCACGUGCCUCGACCACAAGCCCGACUGGGUCAUAUACAACGAGUUCGUGCUCACCACCAAGAACUACAUACGGACUGUCACGGACAUUAAACCGGAAUGGCUCCUAAAGAUAGCUCCACAGUACUACGAACUCAACAACUUCCCACAAUGCGAGGCGCGGCGACAGCUAGAGUUACUUCAGGCGAGACUCGACUCCAAAGCCUACCAGGAAGGAUUCUAG